Hibiscus syriacus is the source of this 1106-nucleotide messenger RNA. RefSeq names its product E3 ubiquitin-protein ligase APD2-like. The record is from RefSeq and is a predicted model, not a curated record. Bases 1 to 516 code for a protein of 171 amino acids. NCBI's taxonomy places the organism in Eukaryota, Viridiplantae, Streptophyta, Magnoliopsida, Malvales, Malvaceae. The transcript is spliced from 7 exons.
AUGGUGUAUGGAUUUCACAGACCACCUCCUUUAGAUGUUGUAAUCUCCUGGUCUGAAACACAUGACAUCAUUAUACCUGCAAAAUUCCACAAGGAGUGGCUGUUCUUAUACAAAGGGUCUCGAGUGAAUAUUUCAUACACCAUAAGAUCCGCCGGUUCCUUGCCUUUAUCACUUGCGGUUGCCCAAGGUAUUGAAAGCCUCGGUGAGUGGGUAGAAGAUCCAUCAUAUCCCAAUACAAGUUUGUCAUGGAAUAUAAUAUAUGGAAAUGAUGAGAUCCAACAGGAAGUUCCCAAGGCUUCUAAUUAUUAUGUUGCUGUAGGAAAUUUUAAUUCUAAGGAAGUUCAGAUACAGUUGAAGUUCUCAGUGAAGGCUCUCGUUUAUGACACAAGUCGAGCGUAUUACAGAUGUUCUUUUGGAGAUCAUAUGUGUGCUUUGGAGCUUUAUUUUCUAGAAGACAUUGUUGCUGUCUUGUCUUCACCUGCUCGGAAUGAGGAAACGCUUAAUAGCAUCUGGUAAGUAUCUUAUGGACAUCGAUGGAUUACAUAUGUUGUUGGAUCAGGUUUCUCUAUUUCCCUAGCGUAAAAUAUGUAUAGUUUGGAUUAACUUACGCAUUAACCUGUAUUUAAUCCAUUUUUACAUUUAACACUUUUGCUAUGCUGUAGGUGCGAUGACCGUCCUAAUAUUAUUAGCUUUGCAAUUAUGUAAAAUGAACCAGAACAGAGACGAACCAAGAUUUCAUGCUGGAGAACUGGGAGCAGAACGAGCACGGUUGCUUCCGGAGAAAGACGAUGACAUCGGCAGUUGGGGUUCGUCUUACGAUUCCAUAUCCAAUGACGAGGACAAGGGAGAUCUGGAAACAUGGAAGCAAGCAGCCACUAGUCUUGAAGGAAAGCCUUUGAAGGAGGGGGAAAGGAGCGACAAUGAACCUCAUGGUGCUUGUGUCGUUUGCUCCGAUUCACCCAGAGAUUGUUUCUUUCUUCCAUGUGGACAUUGUGCUACCUGUUUUAUGUGUGGAACAAGGAUUGCAGAAGAAGCAGGCAGUUGCCCAAUAUGUCGGAGGAAGAUGAAGAAAGUUCGGAAGGUGUUUACGGUUUAAGGCAUGACUU